Molecule: messenger RNA, 1577 nt
Organism: Pristis pectinata (smalltooth sawfish)
Lineage: Eukaryota; Metazoa; Chordata; Chondrichthyes; Rhinopristiformes; Pristidae
Gene: mpz
Product: myelin protein zero
Exons: 6
Coding region: 117-854 (245 amino acids)
Biological process (GO): myelination
Cellular component (GO): membrane
Source: RefSeq, a predicted model, not a curated record
AAUCGAGAUCGAGAGCAGGACAAGGGCUGGCUGAGCAACAGCAGGGGCAUCACUAAAUUUCAGGGAGGACUCCUCUACCUUUACCGUUUGCUCCAUCACAAGCUCUUGGCGCAGACAUGCACCACAACGGGAGAGCCACAACCAUCUGCUGCAUCGCUGUGCUGUACGCACUCACGGUGCUGAGCCCGACACACGCCAUCUCAGUGUCCACACACCACAACCUCCAUAAAACCGUGGGCUCGGACGUGACGUUGUACUGUGGAUUCUGGUCCAGUGAAUAUGUCUCUGACCUCACCACACUGAGUUGGAGAUUCCGUCCUGACAACUCCAGGGAGAUUAUCUCAAUCUUUCACUAUGGCAACGGAGUUCCUUACAUCGAGAAGUGGGGCCAGUUCAGGGGGAGAGUGGAGUGGGUUGGCGACAUAUCGAAGCACGAUGGCUCAAUUGUCAUCAGAAACCUGGACUACAUCGACAACGGUACCUUCACCUGUGACGUCAAGAACCCUCCAGAUGUGGUCGGAACCUCCUCAGAUGUUCACCUGACAGUCUACGACAGAAUCCCCCCCAUCGGUGCUGGAGUUGUAUCGGGAGCCAUCAUCGGCACAUUCCUUGGCAUCAUUCUCCUCAUCGUUGGAGGACUAUACCUGUUCCGCUACGUUGUUCGGAGACGGGCAAGGAGUGAGACCAUCUUCUUCAAAGGAGCCAGUGCUGCGGAACGUGGGAAGGCCAGCGGGAAGUCUGGGACCGGGACAAAGGGUCCCGUCCUCUACGCCACCCUGGACCAGAGCAAGAGCGGCAAGGGGGCCAGUGAGAAGAAGGCGAAGACCUCGGAGUCCAAGAGGGAGCGGAAAUAGCGGUUAGCCCGCCGGGAGGGCGUUGGGAGGGGCGGUGCAGGGGCAGUGGGGGCCGGGGCUGGGGACACCCAGCGGGUGCUGAUGACCAUUGAGCUGACACUGACCGAUUCAGACACCGGAAGCGACACCGAGGGCAAGGGGCCGGGGGGCGGGGCCAUCGCCAGGUAACUGGCCGGGGUUGGCAGACGGUCCCCGACCCCCGACCCUCCCCUCCGUCCUGGGGCAGUCCCGGCUCCUGCCCUCCCUACCCGGUCCUCCGGCCCUCCCUCACCCCAGGCCCCUCCGCCGCACCUUGUGCCCCUAGGGUUGGGGAGGAGGGGAGGGAGGGGCGCGGUGGGGAAGGCCGCAUCCCGGCGGAUACCAGCGGCCACAGCCAAUCACUGGACGGCCUGUGGGGUUAGUAUCUGUGGGUCCUGGUGGGGGCGGGUGUGUGUGUGUGUGUGGGGGCAGAGGGCACACAUCCCUUGGUCAGUCUCCCUCCCAUCUCUUGUCCCAUCGGUGGUGGGGGGGGGGGGGGGUCCGGGGUGGGUGAGAGGUCAUGUGGUGACCCCAGAUUGGAAGCGUUACCCCAUGGGAAACCCCUGCACCCCCUCCCUCCUGUCAGCCGGAGCUGCCACCCCCUCCCUCGGCACCACCCUACAUGGCACCAUCUUAUGCCUCCAGGUGCAUCCUCCAACCCUCAGAGUGUGUAGGGGUGGAGGGGGAAAGUAUCACCCACCAAGU